Lactuca saligna is the source of this 1677-nucleotide messenger RNA. Lineage: Eukaryota; Viridiplantae; Streptophyta; Magnoliopsida; Asterales; Asteraceae. The record is from the annotation of a GenBank genome assembly.
AUGAAAUCAAAGCAUAAACGCAAGUCUUCAUCUCAGACACUGCUUCGUAAACCUCAACUUUCUCAUCAAGGAGUAAUGUUUCAUGAGGUUCCUGUUCCUGUUUCUCCCGCAUCCAAGAAACGAGCAGCUGAAGAUAUGGCAAAACAUUUAUCCCAACCAAAGAAGAAGAAGACGAAGAAGGCUCAGAAGAUUGUUUUAUCCAGUGAAUCUACUGAAGAGGAUGAACGCGUACCAGAAACUCCAGAAGUCACCUCUAUUCUUACAAGCUCAAUUCCAGAGACUACUGUCAUAUUCACCCCUGAAGUUUCUAUUGCCAAGUCAAGGUCUAUUUUUGAGGAGGUACGAACUUCAAACUUGAGUGAAAAUUUUUCGAAGGAUGCAGCUCAAGGUCUAUUUAUCUUUACUCCUUUUGAAACAUUCGUUUCUAUUCCACCAACAUCAACCAUUCCUCCUACUUCAGCUACUAUAUCUCCAACCUUUGAACACAUCCUCAAUCAACCAAUUACUUCCAUGUUCUCUUCUCAAUCAACUGAUACCGCCAAACCAACUUCACCCACAGAAACUGAUCAUGAAGGGUUUCGAGGAACAUUUGAAGAUUUGGAAUUUCAAGAUGAAGAAGAAGAUUUCCCUAAUCACAUGCUCAUAACCAUGAAACAAUACAAGAUUUUGAAUCAAAAGUUGAAUUCCAUUAUUCAUUCCCAAGCUGAUCUUGGAGGGGGUUCAUCAAUUUCCAGUUUGGAGGUUGAUUCAAUGUUAAAGAUGUGUGAGUCAAGAAUAAUUGCCAAAGUAUCAAGGAUGUUGAAGGCUUCAGAGACAGUGCUUAUGGAGAAGGAGGUUAAGAAGGUGAGAGAAGAUGUGAAUUCGAAAAUUCAAGAGCUUCAUGAAGAAAUGAACAAAGAAAUUUUAUCUUUUCAACAUGAUUAUGCGUCCUUACAUCAAAAGGUCAAUAUCAUAUGUGAUGUCGUCACCAAAUUUGUUAAAAUGUACGAAGGUUUGAGUCCACAAAUUGCUCAAAUCUCCAAACCUGAAACUGAAAAUUUUAAAGGAGUGAUGAAGCUGUUGAAAGAGCUGAAGGAGAUAUCCACAAAGCCAGUUUCGUCUCCUUUGAUUACUCCUAAAUUUUUGUCACAAAAAUUUGUUCAAUUUGAAGCCAUUCUAAACAAGCAACUUGCUCCACUCUUUCACAUAUCUAGUCUUCUUCCCACAACAACUGCCCCUCCUGUUUUCACAGGGGUGCAAGGGGGAGAAAGGAAGUCCACAGAAGAAGAAGCAAAAGUUAUGGGCAAGAUCAUAUUUACAUCGGUGUUCAAAUCUCGCAUACUUACUUUGAAUUCAAACUGUAAUUCAUUCUAUAUUCGAUUCUUUGAUUCAUCAGUGUUUUGUCUAGCCAGAAAACCAAGAGAUCCACGGCCACCACCAUCAGGUGGUGGCUACCGCCACGUGCCACCGCCAGCCACCACAAGAAAUAACGGAAAUGAAACUCCAAACCACCGCCAUAGGGUGGUGACUGUCGCCUCCUGCCGCCACCGGCCGCCGCGUUGGGUGGUAGUGUGCUUAAUUGUGUUUGGCUGGCAUUUGGAAUGCUUGGACUCUAUUGGACUAGAAAACCUAACUACCACCGUGAGGUGGUGGCCGCUGUCGUGUGCCACCGUUGACCACCACUACCCGAGGUGGUAG